AUGGGCCUUUGCCAGAGUGAAGAAGAAAAGAAGCUGCAGCAGCGGAGCAAAGCGAUUGAUCGAAAAAUCAAGGAAAGCGCCGUGGAAUAUGCGACGGUUGUCAAACUACUUCUGCUCGGUGCUGGCGAAUGCGGCAAAAGUACAGUAUUGAAGCAAAUGAGGAUUUUGCACAACAAUGGUUUUACGGAAGAUGAACUGAUGAAGCAACGCUCUGUAGUUUACAGCAACACAAUUUACGCAGUGGAUGCUGUGUUGCGUGCUAUGGCUCAGUAUCACGUCACAUUCAGCAAUACUGCCAGAGAAGUAAGUCUUAAUUUAAAGUUAACUCCUAUUAACCUUACAAGUCAGUCAUUAAGACAGGAAAAGCAUUUCCCUCUGGCUCAAGUGGUUUUGCUUUUACUAGCAGUACUGGCCACUGGAUGA
Messenger RNA from Gongylonema pulchrum, 423 nucleotides. Lineage: Eukaryota; Metazoa; Nematoda; Chromadorea; Rhabditida; Gongylonematidae. The record is from the annotation of a GenBank genome assembly.